This is a messenger RNA of Saprolegnia parasitica CBS 223.65, 408 nucleotides long. RefSeq lists its product as hypothetical. The coding region runs from base 1 to 408 and encodes 135 amino acids. The transcript has a single exon. NCBI's taxonomy places the organism in Eukaryota, Oomycota, Saprolegniomycetes, Saprolegniales, Saprolegniaceae. The record is from RefSeq and is a predicted model, not a curated record.
AUGGAGACGGCGCUGGGCUUGGCGAUGGAGGACGCGCUCCGCGAGCUGCUCCCCGAGGGCCACGAGCCCGAGAAGAUUGCGAUCGAGCGCAUCCUCGACAGCGUCCUUUUCCAGAGCAUGCACAUCUACGCGACCGAGCUCGAGAAGCUGGAGCGGCAGCGUAAGAAGCGGGCGCGCGAAGCGGACGCCGGCCAGCCCAAGGCAGCGCAGCCCAAGAUGCCCACGUUGGCAAAGAGCAUGAAGAGCGACUUUCAAGUCGUUGGCUCUAUGCAAGAGUACAAGAGCUACCUUGAUACAUGGGAGAUCGACGUCAAGGACGCCCAGGUCAUGAGCGCCGGCAUCGAGCGGAACCAAGCGACGCCGACCUUCAAGACCGUGCUGCGCAUGGUCGAGCGCACGUCGCUGUAG